UCACGAACGUCCUCCUGCGGAAGCGCUUGAGCGCGGGGCUGGCUUGUUUAUCUUGUCUGUUAUGUAGUAAACGUGAGUUGGUAGGUUAUUUUUUUACCAUAACCAGUUGAAAACCAUCGCAGCUUUGCACUGAGCUGUCUUUGCGAGUAGAAAUGAAGAGACUAGUUGUUGGAAUUGGUGGCGUGGUUCAGCAUCUAUGUGAUAACCAUGUAGUGACAAAUGGAGGAAAAUCUACUCUCGCCAAAAGCCUUUAUGAGCAGAUUCCCAACAGCUAUAUCAUUCCACAGGACUCGUAUUUUAAGGAUGAUUGUCUUGUACCAGUAGACAGAAAUGGCUUCAAGCAGUAUGACACUCUUGAUGCUCUCAACAUGAACAAGAUGAUGACGGAGGUGGACUCGUGGCGAGCUGAUCCUCUCUCGUUCCUGAGGCAGCGAGGCCUGAACAUCAAGAGUUCUCCUGCCAUUAAGCAAGUUUACGUUCUGAUUGUGGAAGGUUUCCUCAUUUUUAACUACAGGCCUCUAAAUGAGCUGUUUGACAAAAGGUAUUUUUUGGAAAUACCUUAUGAUGUCUGCAAAAGGAGACGCAGUUCCAGGGAGUACUCACCUCCCGAUCCUCCAGGGUACUUUGAUGGAUAUGUUUGGCCAAUUUACCAAAUCAACCUCCAAGAGAUGGAGAGGACCACAUCAGAUAUUGUGUUUCUGGAUGGUCUGAAACCAAAGGAAGAGCUGUUGGCUGCUGUACGUGAAGAUAUUUGGCAGGAAAUAGACCGACUCAAGGAGAAAAACUGACUCAUCUAACAUAUUUUACCAAUAAUGGAGACCGCUGCCCCUCUGGAUGUUUGGAAAUAAUUGCUUUUGGGCUAAAGCUCACCUGAAAGGACCAAAUAAAGUUCUGUUUUUGUGCUUCGUGGGGUUCCCGUGGAUCAUCCACUUCUUCCAGCCCUUCCCGUUGGUGCUUGAUCAGAUUGAAUAUUUAAUGUUUUAAUCGUUUUACUGUUUGUUAAUGUUGUUUGCAUCUUUUUUCCUACUGACACAUCUUGUUGUAGUACCAGUUAAAGCCACCAGGGGCAUGUAUUGAUCUGAGUUUGGCAGGGAAUCAUAAAACCACCUCUAUGAAACUCAGAACUAUGAGGUUUCCCAGUUAGGGUUAAAUGUUUGCAAAUUGAAAAGUGACAUUACUUCAUCUUUCAGUGGUUUCAACAGCUGUCGGUAAUAAAGCUAAAAAGGAUAAUAAUGCAGUGCUGAACCUGAGCUACAAUAUGUUGACCAUAUUCACUCAUGUUGUUGCUAAAUGUAUUCAUUACAAAUUAUGAAUCCCAAUUAACUUUGUAGCUUUUAAAAUAAAAUGCAUCUGCAGAUCUA
Molecule: messenger RNA, 1361 nt
Organism: Nothobranchius furzeri (turquoise killifish)
Lineage: Eukaryota; Metazoa; Chordata; Actinopteri; Cyprinodontiformes; Nothobranchiidae
Gene: nmrk1
Product: nicotinamide riboside kinase 1
Cellular component (GO): cytoplasm
Molecular function (GO): ribosylnicotinamide kinase activity
Source: RefSeq, a predicted model, not a curated record